GCAUACUUAACAAGACGGUGGGAAAAGACUGUGUGUGUGUGUGUGUGUGUGUGUGUGUGUGUGUGUGCGUGCAUGUAUGAAUGAAUGUAUUUUGGACUUGCUGUUAAGGAGCAAGAAGUGGAGGUGGGUGCAGCUUCCAUGGCUCAGGAAAAGAAGAGAAAGAAGACAGCAGGAGUGCGUCCUCCAGAUGGUGGCUGGGGCUGGAUGAUCGUGGCCGGCUGUUUCAUGGUCACUGUCUGCACUCGUGCUGUAACAAGAUGCAUCUCCAUCUUUUUUGUCGAAUUUCAAAUGUACUUUGCACAUGAUUACUCUGGGACUGCAUGGAUCCACUCGUUAGUAGACUGCACCACCAUGCUGUGUGCUCCUCUGGGCAGCCUGAUUGGGAAUCAGCUUUCAUGUCGUGUCGCUGUGAUACUUGGAGGAUUCCUGGCUUCUACUGGAAUGGUGCUUAGCUCUUUUGCCACCAGUUUAGAGUAUCUCUACCUCUCUCUAGGUGUCUUAACUGGACUUGGCUUUGCUCUCUGUUACACACCAGCCAUCAUUAUGGUUGGCGUUUAUUUCUGCGAGAGGAAGGCUUUUGCUUACGGCAUUGCUAUGUCUGGCAGUGGCAUCGGCACGUUCGUGCUGGCUCCUGUGGUGCAGCUACUGAUUGAACACUACUCUUGGCGUGGUGCUCUGCUUAUCCUGGGAGGCUUGGUGGCCAACCUGUGUGUGUGUGGAGCUCUACUACGGCCCAUCAUUCUCAAAGAAGAGGAAGCCUUGCCCCUGCCAGUGGACUCUGAGUGUGAAUACAGUUCGACACCUCUCACAUCUGAUCAGAAAGAGAUGAACAACAAAGAGCAGAAAUACAGCAAGCAACGCUGCAUUCACUUCUUGCAGGACUACCAUUUCCUGCUUAUGCCCGACUUCCUGGUCUUGGCAGGCUCCUUCCUGUUCCUGGCCAGCGGCUGCAGCCUGCCAUUUGUGUACUUGGUGCCCUACGCUCUAGACGCAGGUGUCAGUCACCACCAUGCCGCCUUUCUUAUGUCUAUUUUAGGUGUCAUUGACAUUGUGGGCAACAUCACCUUUGGCUGGCUCACAGACAGAAGGUGCCUGAAAAAGUACAGGACCAUUUGUUACAUGGCUGCUGUGGGGAUGGAGGGUCUCUGCUGCCUCCUCAUCCCUCUCCUACGUACAUUCACACUGCUAGUGCCCUUCUCAGUGCUCUAUGGCUAUUUUGAUGGUGCCUAUGUGGCCCUUAUUCCUGUGGUGACAUCAGAUGUAGUGGGGACAGCAUGCCUGUCAUCUGCACUUGGUGUUGUGUACUUCCUGCAUGCUAUUCCAUACCUGCUUAGUCCCCCUAUUGGAGGCUGGUUGGUGGACACCACCGGCACCUAUACAGCGACGUUCUUUCUCAGUGGUUUUGCGCUCAUCUCCAGUGCUCUCCUGCUGUGCAUCCUCACCAUGGUCCGCCACUGCCAGAGAAUUCAGAAGAACUCACUAAGCAAAGUGUCCACGCCAGAAGCAUGUGAAACCAAACAGGUGGAGUUUUAUACUGCAAAAGUCUUCUAGUGUUGGACCUAUCAUUUACUGUAAAUGAUCUGUUAGCUUUUGUUUUUGUACAAGGUACAUGUUAAGUACUUGGUCGGGGGGGAAAAAAACAUUUGUAGCAUUACCAGCACAUUUUCACAGUCUCCAAUCCCAUUAAUGUGCCUUUUCUAUCUGGCAAACUUUCUGUUGAAAAGCAUUUCAUUCUUAGAUUGUGAAUGAAAAGUUAGAAACAGAAAAGGUGAGUUAGAGUUGGUGCAUAUUGCAUCGUUUUUUUGUUUUUUAAUAUAAAGUGUUUGUUCAAAAGUGUCAUAUAACUUGAGUGUGUUCCAUUUUACACUAGUAUUACUGUACUGUAGUAAAAAAAAAAAAAAAAAAAAAAAGUAUAUUUUCUUAUGAACAGAAUUGUGCAAGACUUCAUGAAGUAGGCAAGACCAGGAUUUGUUAACAUGAUUCAGCUUGGAAAAGAAAUGAGUGCCACAAGAGGGCAGUGCUGAUUUAACUCACUACAAUCUUGGAUGAUUGUUGGAAGCCGCCAUGUUGUCACACAAUGUUUAUAUCAA
This is a messenger RNA of Ictalurus furcatus (blue catfish), 2090 nucleotides long. RefSeq names its product monocarboxylate transporter 12-B. Bases 85 to 1551 code for a protein of 488 amino acids. Gene Ontology annotation, molecular function: monocarboxylic acid transmembrane transporter activity. The transcript is spliced from 6 exons. Gene Ontology annotation, biological process: monocarboxylic acid transport; transmembrane transport. Lineage: Eukaryota; Metazoa; Chordata; Actinopteri; Siluriformes; Ictaluridae. The record is from RefSeq and is a predicted model, not a curated record.